This is a messenger RNA of Rosa rugosa (rugosa rose), 2754 nucleotides long. RefSeq names its product F-box/kelch-repeat protein At1g74510-like. NCBI's taxonomy places the organism in Eukaryota, Viridiplantae, Streptophyta, Magnoliopsida, Rosales, Rosaceae. Bases 607 to 2250 code for a protein of 547 amino acids. Gene Ontology annotation, molecular function: protein binding. The transcript has 2 exons. The record is from RefSeq and is a predicted model, not a curated record. Gene Ontology annotation, cellular component: nucleus.
UUUAAGGAAAUGGGCAAAGCUGCAAAGUUCUAAAACCAAACACCAUUUUCAUGACCCAACUCUGCAUGCAAGCUAGAGACUUGUCUUGUGAUUCCCAUGGCCAGAAGUGGUGGCUGUUCUGGCGCCAGUGGAGAUAGAGUUUACAUAAAGUUCGUUACACGUGCAGAAACGGCCGUUGGCGGUUUCAGGUCUCAGGUCCUCCUCUGCCUCACCCGGCGAGUCUAGCCCGUUGAGACCCCACUACCUCCUCCUCCUCUCUCUCUCUUUUUUAUUUUUUUUUAUUUUUUUAAAGAAAUUAGAAUUAAUUAACUUUGCUUUCUUUUGUAGCACUAUAUAUAAUACCCCAUUAUUAUAUACAUUGCUCUUCCACACCAGCGAAUAUAACCAGCAAGCAAGAGAGAGAAUCUAACAGGGAGAGAGAGAGAGGGGAAGAAGUAGUAGAGCUGGGGCACUCAACGCCUUCUUCUGACCAAAAUCGUAAGCUUUCUCUGGCUUCGGUUUCUUUAUGAGUCUGAUUGUUUUGCUGCUUCUGUAGCUUUUUGGGGUGAGCUACCAUUUGUUGUGAUUGAAGGAAAGGUUUCUUUUGCGGCAGCCGAAUUCAACAGCAUGUUGGAGGGUCCUUCCUAUCUUGUUUCAAGGCAGCUUCCAAGUUCCUGUGAGCAAGAGAGUCAGUGGAUGUACAACACUCAACGUGUUCUUGAUUUCUCGAACAGUAAGCGCCCACUUGAAGAUGGGGAAGAUGUGGCAUUGAGGAAGGCAUGCAAGCACGCAGAUGCUGUUGACCGAGUGGAAGCAGUGAUGGAUAAUCUUGCUCUUUCCCAUGCCAAAUCUGAUCAGCCAAAUGACCAGAAUCCUGCUCUUUCCCAUGCCAACUGUGACCAUCCAAACGACCAAAAUCUUGCCCCUUCCCAUGCCCAAUCUGACCAGCCGAAUGACCAGAGUCUUGCUGAUUCCCAGGCCCAAUCUGAUCAGCCAAAUGACCAGAAUCCUGCUGUCUCCCAUGCCAACUGUGACCAGCCAAACGACCAAAAUCUUGCUCCUUUCCAUGCCCAAUCUGACCAGCCGAAUGACCAGAGUCUUGCUCAGUCCCAGGCCGAAUCUGACCAGCCAAAUGCCCAGAAUCUUGCUCUUUCCGAUGCCAACUCUGACCAGCCAAAUGACCAGAAUCAGGACGGGAACAACAAUGACCCGACUUCACUAUUCCACCAACUUGGAAGGGAUGUCUCAAUAAACUGUCUCCUUCGUUGUUCAAGGGCUGAUUACGGCUCAGUUGCCAUGCUGUGUAGGAGUUUCCGUUCUCUAAUUCGGACUGGGGAGCUGUACACUCUGAGGCGGAGAAUGGGUAUUGCAGAACAUUGGGCUUACUUCUCUUGUGCUCUCUCUGAAUGGUGGGCAUUUAAUCCAGAUCGUGGACAUUGGAUGCCUUUGCCUAAAAUGGAAAUAAAUGGAUGUUUUAUGUGUUCAGAUAAGGAGUCUGUAGCCGUUGGCACCGAACUUCUUGUAUUUGGAAAGGAAAUAAUGUCCCAUGUGGUUUACAAAUACAGCCUUUUGACACACAGUUGGUCAUCCGGCCGUUUGAUGAAUACACCUAGGUGCUUGUUCGCUUCUGCUAGCAGUGGGGAAAUUGCCAUUCUAGCUGGCGGUUGCGAUCCAUGUGGCAAUAUCUUGAGCACUGCUGAGCUUUACAAUUCAGAAACAGGAACUUGGUUGACUCUUCCGAGCAUGAAUAAACCUAGAAAAAUGUGUUCUGGGGUAUUUAUGGAUGGAAAACUUUAUGUCAUUGGCGGGAUUGGAGUGGGCAGCUCAAAUGCACUUAGCUGUGGGGAGGUUUAUGAUUUGGAGAGGGGGACUUGGACUGAGAUACCUAACAUGCAUCCUAGAAAAAAUGGAGGGGCUGGAGCAACUGAUAUGCCUGCUACAGCUGAGGCACCUCCGCUGCUUGCAGUUGUAAAUAACAAACUGUAUGCUGCAGAUUAUGCAGAACAGGAGGUGAGAAAAUAUGAUAAGGAGAGGAACGUGUGGGUUACCAUUGGGAGAUUGCCUGAGCGGACAUCCUCAAUGAAUGGUUGGGGAGUAGCAUUUCGGGCAUGUGGGAAUCGGUUAAUUGUAAUCGGUGGACCUAGGGGUUCCAGCGUAGGGCAAAUUGAAGUCAAUUCUUGGGUCCCUGAUGAAGGUCCGCCGCAGUGGAACCUGCUCGCUAUAAAGGAUCGGGGAGGCUUUGUCUAUAAUUGUGCAGUGAUGGGAUGCUGAGGUGUCCCGUUUCCGUGACACCAUGUACUGGCUGGAAGGGUGGAAUUUACAAUCUUCGCCUUUCAAGGAGUUUGGGUUCCAGUUCCUGGUUCCUGGGUAAUUUCUGCCCUCAACAUGGGAAAAUUCAGGUUAAAUUUAGAGUCAUAGAUACAUUUACAGAAAGGUGGCCUGGAGAGUUAGUUUCCUUUUUUAAAAGUUUUUAAUUUUACCUUUAGUGUGUUGCAUCUCUUUUCUUUACCCCUUUGUUACCUUGAGAGCUUUUCAAAGGUUGUAUCAUGUAGAAGUAGCAAAGAUGAAUAAGCUGAAGUUCUGGUACAUUUGUAGGUUGUGAUGUCCAUUUCAUAAGUUUCAUUGAAACAUUGCAGAAUUAUGUAAUGGUUCAAGUUUUCAUUUUCUCAAGUUAAUAUAACUCUAAGUUCUCUUUUCCCCUCCCAAAUAGGAGGAAGACAGACAGACUUCUGUUUCUGUUGUAAAUGUAUAAUGUAUCUUGAUCCUCGAAGCUCG